Messenger RNA from Prorocentrum cordatum, 989 nucleotides. Lineage: Eukaryota; Dinophyceae; Prorocentrales; Prorocentraceae. The record is from the annotation of a GenBank genome assembly.
AUGCUUCGAGACGGUCGCCGCGGUGCUGCAGACCUGGGCGCGCCCGUGGGCCGACGAGCUGCCAGGCCCCCCGCGGGCCGCGCUGGCGCGGCUGGACCGCCUGCUGGCGGCCGCGGAGCCCGCGCUGCGCCGCCACCUCGCAGAGGCCAGCAGGCACCCUGGAGCUGCAGAGCCAGAUUGCCGCCGCUUGCAGGAAUGACCGUUGCUGGCCCGUUGCAGACGCUCCUGUCGGAGUCGUUGCCCAAGGCGCAGUGGCUGGAGCUCUGGGACCACCUCAUCGCGCACCAGGGCGAGGACCCCCGGGCUUCUGGACGCCGUCGUCGUCACCUGGCUCGGUGCUUCGCGGAGUUCCCUGCUCAGGCUGCCGCCGGCGUCGCCGGCAUCAGUCGAGGCGUGGUUGAGGCAGCCGCGGGAGGUCCCCCUGCGGGCCGUAAUCGUGGCUGCCAGGGAGCUCUGCGGCACAACUGGCACGCAGCCGUGCGCGACGCGCCUGGACGCCCCGGCGGAGGGCGACGGCCUCCUGGAGGGGGCCGCGCUCCCGCUGGAGGACGCGCUGAUACAGGAGAGCGCCUGCGCCGGGUGCGGCGCCUGCAGCGGGAGGUGGAGCGCUCCCGCGAGCAGGGCCGCCUGAUCCUCGAGGACAUCAAAGACGGUCGACUGCGACCUGUACGGGAGCUCGAGGAGCGGCUGCGGCGGGAGGAGGCCGCCGCCGCCGAGGGCCUCGGGCGGGACCCGUCCCCGCCAGGCGCCGAGGCAGCGGCCGAGCCGAGAGGGGCUACGCGGAGAGGAGGCGUGCGCGAGGAGGUGGUCUCCGCGGCUGCGCCAGCAGGCGCAUUGGACGGUGCGCUUCGGGAGCUGGAGCGCCAGCUGCGGUUGGCGCGCGCUGUGCGCGGGCGUGUGGCACAGCGGGCGGCGUCGAUGCAGGGGGCGCAUUGGCCGCAGGAGGGUGACGACGACGAGCUCGGGGACAUCCUGAGAUCUCUGGAGGA